CCGCGAUAGUGUAUCGUAUCUAUGGCAUGUCUAUAUCGUGUCUAUCAUUACUAAAGGCCCCGGUAGAGAGCUGGCAGGCUCUGGCAAGAAGAGGGUUCAUUAAGGGUAAUUCCACGUGAUGAUGGAUUUCUGCGCCUAGAAGUCGGAGGUCGAAAGUUUGAAUUCUAAAUGGGCGUGGUUGAAUGCGGACUUGGAUAGAGAGACCCGGGAGCCUCGCGUUCUUCUGUCUCUUGCCUCUCUGCCUUGCACUCUGAUACUGGCAGUGAACGUCCUGCAAGACGACAGCGACGAUGAACAUCCACGAACAGGCCCACAACAAGCGGACGUCCAUAGACCAGCUACUGAACCCAGUCGGUUCUCAGGCUGCUGCUGCCCCUCUCGACUCCCGGUCGGUGUACGCUUCUAAUCAGCUUCCAAACUUGACACCUCCGAACGUGGCAUAUCUACCCCCCAACCAUCAGCAGCACGUAUCCGCCCCGCCUUCCUACCCUCCCUCCAUGCACCAACAACCCGGCUCUUUUAGACUCUCUGCUGCAAGCUGGGAUCACGGCGUCGACGAGCGUAUGCCUGGCAGACAUCACGACCUCGAUAACUCGACUUCUUGUCGCUUUCAGCCGGGCCCAUCUUCUGUUCAUUCCCACCCGUCUUAUCCUGAACAAUCCUAUCCCAGACAUCAGAGACCCAUCGAGUCUGAGCCACCCACUAACUAUUCUAACAUGGAUGUACAACCUUGGUCUAAUUCUCAGGAUGCACCCAAUGUGCAGUAUAGUGGUCAUGGCGUAAUGCCACCCACCUAUUCCGAUGAACGCAAUGGUGGUGAGUCGAACUCUGCCCCGAUGAAUGGCACUUGGACAUUCAAUGCCAUGCCAGGCACGUCCAAUGACGCUGUGCCCAAAAACUACGCGUCUCCACAGUAUGAACAUCAGGAAUACGUCCAUCAAGGUUACCCCACAAACGGUUAUCUUCCUGUCUUUAUGACAAACCCGAAUUCGCGUGGCUCUUUACCUCCCCCUCAUCCAGGAAUGGCCCAAGCACAGCACCGUGGCCAGCCCCCUCCGCAUGCGUAUUAUGGGACGCCAGCUGUCGCGUUUGUAGCGCUUCAACCUAUAGCGUCUGUCCCUGCUCCAAAGCGACCUUUGGAGCAAACACCCGAAGAGGAGCCUGUGCCCAAGAAAAAAUCCAGGGCGAAAAAGGCGAACGGGGAUACAAACUCAACAUAUUCUAGGCGGGGUUAUAAUGCCAAAAAGCGCAAUGAAGCGGCACAGAUUGCUGCACAAAAUGGUAGAGCAAUGUAUUCUACCAGAAAAGACACAAAAUACUCACACAUCACAGCUCUCGGUUCAAUGGUCGCAUUCAAACCGACAUCUGGAGAGAAUGGUAGUGACACGGUAUCUGAAGCUGUGUCCACUGGCGAAGGGAUGCCUAAGUAUCAUCCAGAAUUGCAAUUCGCACGAUGCAUGUCAAAUCGAUAUCGCUCAGAAGAAUUUCCAAGAUGUGUCUCAUGUACCCGCCGAUGGGCCGGCGAUACAUGUCGAUUCCAAGGUAUCAGGUUCUUCCUCAAAGACGAGAAUCGAAAUAUUGUUGGCAUUAGCUUUGUCGAAAGUCAAAAACCUGAUGGUCCCUCGAUGAAUUUCCCUCUUCAGUGGAACGUACCUCUGAUUCAGUCACACAUCGUGCGCGUCAAGCGUACGGUUGCAAAGGCCCUACUUCCUAUCCUUCGAGCAGAGCGUGAACACCUAAAUAGACCUGAAGUCAUUCGCAGACCUCGGGAGAGUGAAGUUAGAGCCACGUGUGACACCUGCAUGACAUCGAUUUUCUCAUGCAGUUGGAUGUGUCGAAACUGCGGCCGCGAAGCUUGUGCAGAAUGUUUUGAACAGGUCAGUGACCUCACGGAGGAUCGGGCAGGCGCGAACGAGGCAGAAAUUGCCGCCUUGCAGGCUAAAAGGGAGAAGCAUGCCCAUAUCAACCCCUUUUUUCUCUCAUGCACUCGCAGGAGUGAGCAUCGUGCACGAGAUUUUUCACCCAUGUCCAGGUUUAGCAAGGAUGAGCUGUCCCAGGCUAUCAGCGACAUGGAGUCACUAUUGGCUCAACCUGGCCCAGAUGACGUCGUUAACGGAGAACCUGUCCAGUCAACAGCCACCCCUCAAGUUUCCAAUGGUCAAGUAAGUGACCAGCCAACCUCGGCAACGUCUGAGAGUGCCUCCAGCGCUGUAUCUGAAACAACUACGGUUGCGUCCUCAACUGUAUCCGUUCCUCCGCCAGCGAUUUCGACGCCUUUACCAAGUGAUGCGCCUGUUCCUACGCAUGAGACUAAGGUUUUCGCCGACGCCGAGCUCACUGAUGAUGUAUUCCGUCACGUCUGGGUAAAUGGGCAACCUUUGGUGGUCACCGGUCUUUUUCCAAAGUUCCAGCUUCAAUGGACACCUGAAUACUUCAGGACGAAAUAUGGGUCUCAGAACUGCUUGAUCCUGGAGUGUCAAUCGGAUCAGAAUAAACGAGUCACCGUUGGAGAGUUCUUCUCUUGGUUCGGGGACUACGAGGGUCGACGAGAUUGUUGGAAACUCAAGGAUUGGCCUCCAUCAAUGGACUUCAAGACAGCAUUCCCGGAGCUGUACGAUGACUUCAACAGGGCCACUCCAGUACCAAACUACGUUAGACGUGACGGCGUAUUGAACGUCGCAUCCCAUUUCCCAAGCAACACCGUUGCUCCAGACCUAGGUCCUAAAAUGUACAAUGCGAUGGCGUCAUACGAGUCGCAAGGUAGCAAGGGAACUACCAGACUUCACAUGGAUAUGGCUGAUGCGGUCAACAUCAUGUUAUAUGCUUCCCCAACUCCUGAUGGCCGACCGGGCUCGGCUGCUUGGGACUUAUACAGGUCUGAAGAUUCCUCUAAGUUGCGCAAAUUCCUGAGGAAGAAGUUCAAGGGUCAAUAUCAGCACGACCCCAUACAUUCUCAACAAUUCUAUCUCGACGCCAACCUUCGGCGGGAACUGUUCAACGACUAUGGCGUGAAAAGUCAUAGGGUAUACCAAAAGCCCGGUGAGGCUGUAUUCAUUCCCGCCGGUUGUGCACAUCAGGUCUGCAACCUUGCCGAUUCCAUCAAGGUCGCUUGCGAUUUUGUUAGCCCCGAGAACAUCGGGCGAUGCGAGAUGCUUACUCGGGAGUUCCGAGAACAGAACCAGUCUAUGGCUUGGAAAGAAGAUGUGUUGCAGCUUCGAAGUAUGAUGUGGUUCGCUUGGUUGUCUUGUUGUCGUCAAGAAAAGGAGCUGUAAGGACAGUCUGAAUAAAUCGCACCCUCCUCUGAAUACUUGGACUUUCGGCUGACAUCUUUUGGGUCAAAAACAUAAUAUUGUUGUCGCGCAUGCUGUAUCAUUACCCAUGAAUUCCUCUUAUUUGUAGAUUAGUCACCAUCUUGGUUGCACGUAGUUAUCCAUUGGAAAAAGACAGUCGAUUCUUUCUUGGGAACAUCGAGACGCCUGCCCAGUUCAGCUU
Somion occarium is the source of this 3492-nucleotide messenger RNA. Lineage: Eukaryota; Fungi; Basidiomycota; Agaricomycetes; Polyporales; Cerrenaceae. The record is from the annotation of a GenBank genome assembly.